This is a messenger RNA of Rattus rattus (black rat), 3096 nucleotides long. RefSeq names its product centrosomal protein 85 like (gene Cep85l). NCBI's taxonomy places the organism in Eukaryota, Metazoa, Chordata, Mammalia, Rodentia, Muridae. The transcript is spliced from 13 exons. The record is from RefSeq and is a predicted model, not a curated record. Gene Ontology annotation, cellular component: centrosome. Bases 289 to 2706 code for a protein of 805 amino acids.
GCCGGGCGGAGGGGGCUUAGAGAAGCCGCAGCGGCAGAUUUUGCUCAGAGCCCCGGAGCCUGGGACCGCGCCGCCGUCACCGGGGAGCUGCUCGCUUCCCCGGCCCGGGCCUCAGCGCAGCCGGCUGGGCCAUGGCAGCCACCGCGCUCCGGGGCCAUCGCUGAGCAGCCGUUAAGCCGCACGCCCGGGUCCGGUCCGCGCCGCCGCGGCCCAGGCUCCGCUCAAGUUUCCGCCCAGAAGCCGAGGUGACUGCGGGCCCCAAGCUCCAGGCUCGCCCGCUCGCCCGCUAUGUGGGGCCGUUUCCUGGCCCCGGAGGCUGGCGGCCGGGACAGCCCCGGCGGGGCCCGCAGCUUCCCUGCGGGCUCGGACUAUUCAUCAGCAUGGUUACCUGGUAAUGAAUCAUUAUGGCAGGCCACAGCUGUUCCAUCUAACCCCCGAAAUAACCAUAUCCGGAGACACAGCAUAACGUCUGACAGUGGAGACACUGGCAUUGGCACUUCCUGUUCUGACAGCGUGGAAGACCAUUCAACUUCAAGUGGCACACUAUCCUUCAAGCCUAGUCGAUCGCUGGUUACUCUUCCCACAGCCCAUGUGAUGCCAUCUAACUCCAGUGCUCCAGUUUCCAAACACAGGGAAAAUCUACCGUCAGAUGGCUCUAAAUGGAGUACUAAUCUCAUGCAGACACUGGGAGACCACGGCAGAGGGGAGCGGGACUCCUCCCUAGACAUGAAGGACUUCAGGCCCCUGAGGAAAUGGUCAUCUCUGUCCAAGCUUACUGCCCCAGAGAACCGCAACCAGAGUGGCAUUGCAUACACGCAAGAGUUGAGGAAUGUCCUGGAGAAGACAGGGAAGGGCAAGGCUUUCACGUCCCACUUAAGGACCUUUGGGCCUAGUAGCUUACAUGACAGUAUGGAGAUGCUUAAGCUGGAAGACAAGGAAAUGAACAAAAAACGGUCAUCAACUCUGGACUGCAAGUAUAAAUUUGAGAGCUGCAACAAAGAUGAUGUCAGAGUGUCUUCCUCUGCUCUCAGGAGACAGACUUUAGACAUGACAUACAGUGCCUUACCUGAGAGCAAGCCCAUUGUGACAGGCUCAGAGGCUUUUGAGUCUCCAAAGUAUUUAAUGCUGGGCCAGCAGGCAGUAGGUGGAGUUCCCAUUCAACCUUCUGUGAGGACUCAGAUGUGGCUUACAGAGCAGUUACGGACAAACCCAUUGGAAGGCAGAACCACAGAGGAUUCUUACAGUUUAGCUCCUUGGCAACAGCCACAAACUGAAGAGUUUCAGCAAGGAAGUGAGACACCAAUGCAGGUUUUGACUGGAUCAUCUCGUCAGACUUAUUCACCUCCUGGUUUCCAGGAUUUCAGUAAAUGGGAAUCAGUGCUGAAAAUAAAAGAAGGACUUCUGAGGCAGAAGGAAAUUGUAAUUGAUAGGCAGAAGCAACAAAUUAACCACCUACAUGAAAGGAUAAGGGAUAAUGAACUACGGGCGCAGCAUGCUAUGCUAGGACAUUAUGUCAAUUGUGAAGACUCCUACAUGAGUAGUUUACAGCCUCAAUACGAGAGCAGUUCAGGCCAGACUCCAUUUACAGAGCAGCCACUGUCCCAUCCCCACCAGGAAGAACUUGAGCAAAAGCUAGCAUCUACCGAGAAAGAAGUUUUACAGCUCAAUGAGUUUCUCAAACAAAGAAUAAGCCAAUUCAGUGAAGAGAAGAAGAAAUUAGAGGAAAAGCUGAAAACCAGAGACAGAUACAUCAGCAGUCUGAAAAAGAAAUGCCAGAAGGAAUCUGAGCAAAACAAAGAGAAGCAGAGACGGAUCGAGACCUUGGAAAAGUACCUGGCCGAUCUUCCAACUCUAGAUGACGUCCAGAGUCAGAGUCUGCAGCUUCAAGUUCUUGAAGAAAAAAACAAGAAUUUGCAAGAAACUUUGAUAGACACAGAGAAGAAGCUUGAGGAGAUCAAGAAGCAAUGUCAAGACAAAGAAGUGCAGCUGCUGUGCCAGCAGAAGAAGGAGAAGGAGCUGGUAACGUCCGUUCAGAGCCUACAACAAAAAGUAGAAAAAUGCCUUGAAGAUGGAAUCCGCCUUCCCAUGUUAGAUGCCAAACAGCUUCAGAGUGAGAAUGAUAGUCUGAGAGAGCAGAAUGCGACAGCCAAUAAGAUAAUAGAGAGCCAGCAGGAUGAAAUUAACAGAAUGAUUUUAGAAAUUCAGUCUAUGCAAGGAAAACUUUGUAAAGAUAAAUUGAGUGCACGGAGCACUGUGGAAGAGCUAGGAAGGAAAGAAGAGAGCCUCCAGAGGUUGACAGAAGCACUGCUUGAAAACCAAAGACACAUGGGAGAGACAUACUCUUUACUGGAUCAGGGCCAUGAAGCAGAGCAGUCUAGGCCACAGACCGUUCCUAAGUGGCCUCUCUUUGAUUUGACUGUGAUUGAUCAGCUGUUCAAGGAAAUGUCCUAUUGUUUGUUUGACUUGAAAGCAUUGUGUAGUAUUCUUAAUCAACGCGCUCAGGGCAAGGAGCCGAACCUCUCCUUGUUACUGGGAAUCCGAUCAAUGAACUGUUCAGCUGAAGAGACUGAGAAUGACCACAGCCCAGAAACACUCACUAAAAAGCUCUCGGAUGUGUGCCAGUUACGGAGGGACAUUGAUGAAUUGAGGACUACAAUAUCAGACCGCUAUGCUCAGGACAUGGGAGACAACUGUGUUACCCAGUGAUCCAGUGUUGGUCCACAGCAACAAUGAUCCAUUGUGAAACGCUGCUGUGUUGGACUCAUUUGUUUCUCUCUAGGAUGCACAGGGGAGAGACGCUCCUUGCCAUGCACUUCAGCUUUCUUGUUGAGACAUAUGCGUUCCGAAGACAGUUUUAAAGGGACUGAUCAAAUCAGGCAAACAAAUCCCGUUACUAAAGUCUACAAGAAAAAGAGCAAAAUAACCUGUAUUUUCAAACUACUGAUGGUAGGACCAAGCUGUGAACAAGGCCCUUCAGAUAAAGGUGUAGGACUUCCCUUAACCCUGUAAUUUCAUGUACAUAUAUGUGGGUGCUCAUUCAUUCUCUCACUUGCUCACCGUCUGUCUGUCUGUCUUUCUGUCUUUCUGUCUGUCUGU